Andrographis paniculata is the source of this 2282-nucleotide messenger RNA. Its product is annotated as heterogeneous nuclear ribonucleoprotein 1-like. Bases 584 to 1888 code for a protein of 434 amino acids. NCBI's taxonomy places the organism in Eukaryota, Viridiplantae, Streptophyta, Magnoliopsida, Lamiales, Acanthaceae. The transcript is spliced from 3 exons. The record is from RefSeq and is a predicted model, not a curated record. Gene Ontology annotation, molecular function: RNA binding.
GCUUAAGACGAUUUCUCUUAAAAAAGACUGAAUUUUGAAGAGCAGAGGAAAAGGGUUGAGUAGCGUUCGUCCUCGUUCAGCCUCUGCUUUCAGUCUCCGCCGCCUCAGAUCUUGAUUUCAAUCCAUAUUUAUUCUGGGCAUCGAUUAUUUGGCGGCUACUGAUUAAUGCUGUUUGGUUUCGAUCUUGAAGAUCCGAUGAUCUACUGAUGAACAUAAAAUAAAACCAACAGAAAUUUUGUUUUAAAAUAAAAAACUGGCCAUUAAUCAUCUCCAGGUUAUUUCAGUUGUGUUUUGUUUCUUCAAGGUAUGCAUUUCGUCUCUUCAAUCGACAUUCCAAUAUUUGUGAUGAUUGGAUUUUGUUUUAGAGCUCAGAUUGGUUGUUUUCGAUCGAGUUAGGUUUGUAAUGUUGAGAAUUAUCGAUUAGUUUGGUGGUUUAACUUGAAUUGCUAUUGGAUUUGGAUCCAUUUUCUGGUUUCAGUCAUUGGUAUUUGCUGUGUUUAUGAAACUAUGGCUUAUCUAAUGAAUUGGUGUUAUUGAUUGGAGUAGAAUAAUCUGUUUGAUUGGCAAUUCAGGAUUGAGCAAAAUGGAAAUGGAGCCUGUGAAGCUGUUUGUAGGUGGGAUUUCUUGGGAGACUAAUGAAGAGCGUUUGAGGGAGUAUUUCGAAACGUUCGGAGAAGUGGUCGAAACCGUGAUCAUCAAAGAUCGAGCAACUGGCUGCGCUCGAGGCUUCGGCUUUGCUGUUUUCGCAGAUGCUUCUGUCGCCGAGAGAGUUGUCAAAGAAAGGCAUGUCAUAGACGGCAAAGUUGUGGAAGCAAAGAAGGCGAUUCCUCGGGACAAUCAUUUGAGCUUUAACAAGAACAUCGACAGCUCUGAAGGGACACCUUCCCCUCCUCGAAGGAAAAAAGUUUUCGUAGGAGGGUUGCCGUCCUCCAUCACAGAGAAUGACUUCAAGAGAUACUUUGAGCAGUUCGGGACGAUUACAGACAUUGUGGUUAUGUACGACCACAACACACAAAGGCCACGAGGUUUCGGUUUCAUCACGUAUGAUUCAGGGGAAGCGGUGGAUAGAGUUCUCUUACAGCCCUUCCACGAGCUCCACGGAAAAAGGGUUGAAGUUAAGCGUGCUGUGCCGAAAGAAUUGUCUCCCGGGCCAAUGCGCAAUAGUCCGUCAGGCAGCCAUGGUCUGAACAGAACAAGCAGUUUCCUUAGCCCUUAUAACCACCUAGGAUAUAAUUCGAGCCCGUAUGGGAUGAGGAUGACUAGUCGAUUCAGUCCUGCAAAUGCGGGUCGAAGUGGAUAUCCUCGUGCUACAGGCAUGAGUUUGGACUCUGCAUUCGGUUUGAGCUACGGGCAUGGGAUGAGUUCUUAUUACAAUGGAAAUGCAGGUCGAUUCGAUAGCCCCAACGAGUACGAAGUUACCGCUGAUCGAUUCAGGACAUUAUUUGACUCGACAAAUCAAAGGUUGUGGGCCGGCGGGAAUCUUAACUACAUUCCCGAUUCAAUUGCUUCUAAUGGCUUUCUUGGCUCUAGGGCUGCAACGACCGGAAAUCUUGGCCGUGCGGGGGAGAUUCGGGGCUUCAAUCCUGUUUCAGCUCGGGUUGGCGAAAACUUCGGUUAUGGCCACCGGGAAAGUAUUUUUGGCGGCGAGAUGGAUCAUAGUAUCUUACAGCAACCACACUACAAUGCUUCUGAUGGAGGUUUCGGGAACAUGUUAGAAGAUAAAUCCUUUUACAGCAACCACACGUGGGGCGCAUCCUAUCCGAAGAUCGAUAGUUCAGCUGCAUUUGGUUAUCGCCAUGAUGCUCCCUCGUCACGUGUAAGAACUCCGAACAACGGUGUCAGCAUUGGCUAUAGAGGUAACGAUUAUGAACAUCGGCGACAGCUGUGAAUCGAGCGAGAUCCACGCUUGAUGGUGAAUGAGACUUUUAUCGAUUUCUCGUGUAAUUUUGAUGCAGGUAUUGCGGCGUAAUGCUGUCGCUGCUGCAUCGAUGUCUCUAUCCCGAUCGGGAAAUGCAUAAUCGGAGGCUAGUUAGGAGCGUUUUCGAUGUCGUCCGUGUGGAACAUCCUGUGUAAGUUUGAACACAGGAUUUGCAAGAACAUAACAUACAUAGAGAUGCAUAUAUUGGAUAGAUCUGAAACCAGUUUUCUUGAAAUUGUGAGACAGGGAAGCUUAAAUUCUCCAUUCCUUUUAGUCUGGACGGUUUUUGUUCGUUUUUUCUUGCGGGACAAAGCAAGAAAUCUUCUAUUAUCAUCUAUGCCAUGUUUUCGAGCUAUUUCAAAUA